CUUCAGUGGCUCGACCCGCUGUGAGAUCAGCAUCUCUUUGGGCUUCAUCCUUCUUCCUGCACUGACGAGACACAGCCAGCAACGCCUGAGGUCACCCCGACACUUUUCCACCCACCAGAAUCCCACCCGACGUCCGGCGACCAUCUUGACGUCAGCGCGUCCAACCUUAGCGAGGAGCUCCACGACGACCCGGACAUCUCCAACAUGGCGGACCCCGCGCCGGAAGACAGCAAGUUCCUGUUCCUGCAGAACGACUUCCGCAACAGCGGCGUGGCGCAGGCGGACUGGGCGGCCAAGAAAAUGGUGUGGGUGCCGUCAGAGAGGGAGGGCUUCGAGGCAGCCAGCAUCAAGGAGGAGAAGGGCGAUGAGGUCCUGGUGGAGCUGUCCAACGGCCGUAAGGCCACAGUGAACAAGGAGGACAUCCAGAAGAUGAAUCCACCCAAGUUCAGCAAGGUGGAGGACAUGGCUGCCCUCACCUUCCUGAACGAGGCCUCUGUCCUCCAAAACCUACGCGAGAGAUACUUCUCCAGCCUCAUCUACACGUACUCGGGUCUCUUCUGUGUGGUGGUCAACCCCUACAAGAUGCUGCCCAUCUACUCGGAGAAGAUCGUUGAGAUGUACAAGGGCAGGAAGCGUCACGAGGUGCCGCCGCACAUCUACUCCAUCACCGACAACGCCUACAGGAACAUGAUGCAAGACCGCGAGGAUCAGUCCAUUCUCUGCACAGGAGAGUCUGGAGCGGGGAAGACAGAGAACACCAAGAAGGUGAUCCAGUACCUGGCCCUCGUCGCCUCCUCGCACAAAGGAAAGAAGGAAGCAAAUCCUGCAUCUCAGCAACAGCAGCCACAACAACAACAAGCUGGAUCGCUGGCCUACGGGGAGCUGGAGAAGCAGCUACUGCAGGCGAACCCCAUCCUGGAGGCCUUCGGCAACGCCAAGACCAUCAAGAACGACAACUCCUCACGAUUUGGCAAGUUCAUCAAGCUCAACUUUGACGUGACCGGCUUCCUUGUCGGGGCAAACAUUGACACCUACCUUCUGGAGAAGUCUCGCUGUAUCCGGCAGGGCAACACGGAGAGAGCCUUCCACAUCUUCUACUACAUGGUGUCAGGAGCCAAAGACAAGAUCCGAGAGGAGCUGCUGCUGGAGGACUACAGCAGCUACCGUUUCCUGGUGGCGGGACACGUGGAGGUUUCCGGUCUACAGGACGAAGAGAUCUUUGAUGAGACCCUGGAGGCCAUGGAGAUCAUGGGCUUCACAGAGGAGGAGAGAAUAGGGAUGUUAAAGGUGGUGUCCACUGUUCUCCAGCUGGGCAACAUUAAGUUUGAGAAGGAGAGAAACAACGAGCAGGCCACCAUGCCGGACAAUACGGCUGCCCAGAAGGUUUGUCACCUCCAAGGCAUCAACGUGACCGACUUCACCCGCGCUUUCCUGACCCCUCGAAUCAAAGUGGGCCGCGAGGUGGUGCAGAAGGCUCAGACCAAGCAGCAGGCGGAUUUCUCAGUGGAGGCGCUUGCUAAGGCCAUGUACGAGCGUCUGUUCCGCUGGAUCCUGGCCCGGGUCAACAAGACUCUGGACAAGAGCAAGAGACAAUCGUCUUCCUUCCUGGGAAUCUUGGACAUCGCUGGCUUUGAGAUUUUCGAGGACAACUCCUUUGAGCAGCUGUGCAUCAAUUACACCAACGAGCGUCUGCAGCAGCUCUUCAACCACACCAUGUUCGUCCUGGAGCAGGAGGAGUACAAGCGCGAGGGCAUCGACUGGAAUUUCAUCGACUUUGGCCUGGACCUGCAGCCGUGCAUCGAGCUCAUCGAGAGGCCGAACAACCCCCCGGGCAUCUUGGCCCUGCUGGACGAGGAGUGCUGGUUCCCCAAAGCCACGGACAACUCCUUUGUGGACAAAUUGCUGAACACCCACUCGGGUCACGUUAAAUUCUCCAAACCCAAACAGCACAAAGAUAAGAUGAUGUUCGCUGUUCUGCACUACGCCGGUAAGGUGGACUACAACGCAGCCAGCUGGCUGACAAAGAACAUGGAUCCGCUGAACGACAACGUCACUUCUCUGCUCAGCAACUCGUCCAGCAACUUCAUCCAGGACCUCUGGAAGGACGGUCAGUCUUUAGACCUCUUCUUCGGAAGAGCUGACAUUUUAACGAUUAGUUUUUCCUUGCCAGCGGAUCGAGUGGUGGGCCUGGAGACCAUGGCCAAGAUGUCCGACAGCUCCAUGCCCACCUCCACCAAGUCCAAGAAGGGAAUGUUCCGCACGGUGGGCCAGCUGUACAAGGAGUCCUUGGGCAAGCUGAUGACCACGCUGAACAACACGCAGCCUAACUUCGUGCGCUGCAUCAUCCCCAACCACGAGAAGAGGGCGGGCAAGAUGGAUGCCAACUUGGUGCUGGAGCAGCUCAGGUGCAACGGCGUGCUGGAGGGCAUCAGAAUCUGCAGACAGGGAUUCCCAAACCGCAUUGUGUUCCAGGAGUUCCGGCAGAGGUACGAGAUCCUGGCUGCCAACGCCAUCCCGAAAGGCUUCAUGGAUGGGAAGCAGGCGUGCUGCUUGAUGGUGAAGCACUUGGAUCUGGACACCAACUUGUAUCGCAUUGGUCAGAGUAAGAUGUUCUUCAGGACGGGGGUGCUGGCUCAGCUGGAGGAGGAGCGAGACAUCAAGCUCACUGUCGUCAUCAUCUCCUUCCAGGCGCAAGCGAGGGGCUUCCUGGCUCGCAAGGCUUUCAGCAAACGUCAGCAGCAGCUGAGCGCCAUGAAGGUUAUCCAGAGGAACUGUGCCUGCUACCUCAAACUGAAGAACUGGCAGUGGUGGAGGCUUUUCACCAAGGUGAAGCCCCUGCUGCAGGUGACAAGACAAGAGGAGGAAAUGGGCCAGAAGGAUGAGGAACUCAAGGCGGCUAAAGAAGUGGCAGCCAAGAAGGAGGUUGAACUGAAGGAGGUCACACAGAAACACACGCAGCUAAUGGAGGAACGAGUCCUGCUGGAGACCAAACUCCACGCAGAGACGGAGCUGUACGCCGAGGCCGAGGAGAUGAGGGUGCGCCUGGAGGCCAAGAAGCAGGAGCUGGAGGAGGUUCUGCACGAGAUGGAGGCCAGGUUGGAGGAGGAGGAGGAGCGUGGCACCACCAUGCAGCAGGAGAGGAAGGACUUGGAGCAGCAGCUUCAGGGUAUGGAGGCCCACCUGGUGGAAGAAGAAGAUGCUCGUCAAAAGCUGCAGCUGGAGAAGGUGGCCUUGGAGGGAAAGGUGAAAAAACUGGAGGAGGAUGUUCUCCUGAUGGAGGAUCAGAAUGACAAACUGCAGAAGGAAAGAAAGCUUCUGGAGGAGAGGAUGGCUGACUUAAACUCCAACCUGGCCGAGGAGGAAGAGAAGUCCAAGAACCUGACCAAACUGAAGAGCAAGCACGAGUCCAUGAUCUCCGAGUUGGAGGUACGUUUCAAGAAGGAAGAGAAGGGUCGUCUGGACAUGGAGAAGGCCAAGAGGAAGGUGGAGGCCGAGGUGGCUGAUCUCCACGAGCAGCUGGCCGACUUGCAGGCCCAACUCGCCGAACUCCGAGCUCAGCUGGCUGCCAAGGAAGAGGAGCUGCAGGCCACGCAGGCCCGUUUGGACGAGGAGAGUAACCAACGCGGGGCGGCUGUGAAGAAGAUUCGAGAGCUGGAGGCCCUCCUCUCUGAGGUGCAGGAGGACCUGGAGGGAGAGAGAGCGGCUCGAGCAAAGGUGGAGUCGGCCCGUCGGGACCUGGGGGAGGAGCUUAAUGCCCUGCGGUCUGAGCUGGAGGACAGCCUGGACACCACUGCCGCCCAGCAGGAGCUUCGGGCGAAGCGUGAGCAGGAGGUGGCCAUGUUGAAGAAAGCCAUGGAGGAGGAGGGGCGGAGUCAUGAGGCCCAAGUCCAAGAUCUGAGGCAGAAACACAGUCAGGCUGUGGAGGAACUCUCUGAGCAGCUGGAGCAGGCCAAGAAAGUGAGAGCGGGUCUGGAGAAAGCCAAGCAGGCUCUGGAGAAGGAGUCUGCCGAUCUCAGCGCUGACCUUCGAUCCCUCGCCAGCGCCAAGCAGGACGUGGAGCACAAGAAGAAGAAGGUGGAGGGUCAGCUCAACGACCUCAACUCACGCUUCAGCGAGAGCGAGCGGCAGAGGACCGAGCUGGGCGAGCGCGUCUCCAAGAUGACUGUGGAACUAGACAACCUGAGCAGUCUUCUGAAUGAGGCUGAGGGAAAGAACAUCAAGCUUAGUAAAGAUGUGUCUGGCCUGUCCUCGCAGCUGCAGGACACGCAGGAGCUGCUGUCAGAAGAGACACGUCAGAAGCUGAACGUGGCAGGACGUCUGCGUCAGAUGGAAGAGGACAAGAUCGGUCUGGUGGAGCAGCUGGAGGAGGAGAGCGAAGCCAAGCGAGCCUCGGAGAGGCAGGUGUCCAGCCUUAACGUGCAGCUGUCGGACUGCAAGAAGAAGCUGGAUGAGACUCUGGGCUGCGUGGAGAUGCUGGAGGAAGGAAAGAAACGUCUGCAGCGCGACUUGGAGGCAGCCAACAACGAGUACGAGGAGAAAGCCUCAGCCUACGACAAGAUGGACAAGAGCCGCGGCCGACUGCAGCAGGAACUAGAGGACGUCCUCAUGGACCUGGACGGCCAGCGGCAGCUCGUCUCCAAUCUGGAGAAGAAGCAGAAGAAGUUUGAUCAGAUGCUGGCGGAGGAGCGAGCCGUGUCCUGUAAGUUUGCAGAGGAGCGAGAUCGAGCGGAGGCCGAGGCGAGGGAGAAGGAGACCAAGGUGUUGGCUCUGUCCAGAGCACUGGAGGAGAACCGUGAUGCUCUGGAAGAGGCGGAGAAGACCACAAAAAGCCUCCGAGCUGAGAUGGAGGACCUCAUCAGCUCCAAAGACGACGUGGGAAGAAGUGUACAUGACCUGGAGAAGGCAAAGCGUGGCCUGGAGGGCGUCAUGGAGGAGAUGAAGGCCCACAUGGAGGAGCUGGAGGAUGAGCUGCAGGUCGCUGAAGAUGCCAAGCUGCGCCUGGAGGUCAACAGUCAGGCCCUCAAAGCUCAGCAUGAGAGGGAGCUGCAGGCCCGUGAGGAGAUGGGCGAGGAGAAAAGGAAGCAGCUUCUCAAGCAGGUGCGUGAGCUGGAGGCGGAGUUGGAGGAGGAGAAGAAGCAGCGAGGUCAGACCUCUGGUGGCAAGAAGAAGCUGGAGGGAGAACUGAAGGACAUGGAGGACCAGCUGGAGGCCACCAACAGGGGGCGCGAUGAGGCUCUCAAGCAGCUGCGCAAAAUCCAGGGCCAGAUGAAGGAUGUCCAGCGAGAGCUGGAGGAUUCCCGCGCGGCCCAGAAGGACGUCCUGGCCUCGGCGAGAGAGACCGAGCGGAAAUCCAAGACUAUGGAGGCCGAACUCGUGCAGCUGCAUGAGAUGCUGGCGGCGGCUGAGCGAGCUCGAAAGCAGACAGAGGCGGAGCGAGAUGAGCUGGCCGAGGAACUGGCCAGUAACUCCUCUGGAAAGAACAUGAUGUCUGACGAGAAACGUCGUCUGGACGCAAAGAUCCGCCACCUGGAGGAGGAGCUGGAGGAAGAGCAGACCAACAGCGAGAGCCUGAAUGAGCGCCUGAGGAAGAGCCAGCAGCUGGUGGAGCAACUGGGGGCGGAGCUGGUGGCGGAGAAGUCGGCGUCGCAGAGCAAGGAGGCGUCCAGGCAGCAGCUGGAGAAGCAGAACCGCGAGCUGAAGGCCAAGGUGCAGGAGAUGGAGGGUCAGGGACGCUCCAAGCUCAAGACCUCCGUCACCACCCUGGAGAACAAGCUGAAGGAGGCGGAGGAGCAGCUGGAGACGGAGAGCAGAGAGCGUCAGGCGGCCGGCAAGAAUCUGCGCCAGAAGGAGAAGAAGCUGAAGGACGUGAUGCUGCAGAUGGAGGACGAGAGGAAGCAGGCGCAGCAGUACAAAGACCAGGCUGAGAAGAGCGGCGUGCGCGUCAAGCAGCUGAAGCAUCAGCUGGAGGAGGCGGAGGAGGAGGCUCAGCGCGUGGUCGCCGCCCGCAGGAAGCUGCAGAGGGAGCUGGACGAGGCGGCCGAGGCCAACGACGCCCUCAGCCGGGAGGUGACGUCGCUGAAGGGGAAACUGAGGCGCGGCGGAGAGGCGGGUUUUAGCGGCGCCAGUCCUCGCGGAAGCAGCAGCGGCGGUGGCGGCGGCGGAGGAGGAGCCAUGAGGAGCUUGGGGCUGAUGGGAGGAAGCAUCAGCCGGAGGAGCGCCAUCGUGGAGAACUCGCUGGAGAUCCCGGAGGAGGAGCCUCGCUCACCUUCUCCCCCCGCCAGUAGCCCCCCACCGGAGGCUUGCGAGGAGGUGAACGACUGCCCUCCUGACGAGUAGACACACAAUCCUCACUCGGCCAACUACACCAGGGGUGUCCAAACUUUUUCCACUAAGGGCCGAACACUCAAAAAUUUAAGCAUGCGGCAGCCAUUUUGAUAUUUCUCAUUUUCAAAACCACUACAAUUUAUACAUUUUUUUUAACCUUUUGGGCUCCCUUUAAGUUUGUUUUUUUUAUUAUCCUUUUUACACGCUUAAAUCUCUAGAUCAACUUCAGGUCUAUCUGUCGAUUUAAGCAAAAAAAAACAACAAGUUUAUGUUUUAUGCCCUUUUUGUCAAAGAAAACCCUGUUUUCUAUGAAAAAACACAAAAUAUGCAAUAUUUUCCCUCUAAAAUAUUUAAAGUGUAAUAUUUAAUGUGAAGUCAUUUGGAGCCUUGAAUAGAUCAAUAAUUCAUAACAACAUUGAUUUUAUUCAUUAUUAUUUUAUUAUUUUUUGAGCAAAAAAAAAAAAACACUAAAAUUAUUGGUUAUCCAAAAAG
Nerophis lumbriciformis (worm pipefish) is the source of this 6816-nucleotide messenger RNA. RefSeq lists its product as uncharacterized. Gene Ontology annotation, biological process: actomyosin structure organization. NCBI's taxonomy places the organism in Eukaryota, Metazoa, Chordata, Actinopteri, Syngnathiformes, Syngnathidae. Gene Ontology annotation, cellular component: cytoplasm; myosin II complex; myosin filament. Gene Ontology annotation, molecular function: microfilament motor activity; actin filament binding; ATP binding. The record is from RefSeq and is a predicted model, not a curated record.